This is a messenger RNA of Ascochyta rabiei, 628 nucleotides long. RefSeq lists its product as uncharacterized. The record is from RefSeq and is a predicted model, not a curated record. The coding region runs from base 2 to 628 and encodes 208 amino acids. Lineage: Eukaryota; Fungi; Ascomycota; Dothideomycetes; Pleosporales; Didymellaceae. The transcript has 6 exons.
CAUGUCCUCCUCGCCAGCUAGCAAACGUCACUCCAGACCGUCACCGACCACGCCAGUUCAGCCCCAGACCUCACAUCAUCCUUCAGCAACCGAGCCACCCGACUUAGCGCAUACAGUGCCUACUACUCAGGGAAAUAAUACAACCUCCAUGACUGCGUCAAAACCACAAUCUCCGACGUCUGGGAGUAGGAAACGCAAGUCAAUCAGCUCCGGCCAGCACGCCAACACCAUGGCAGACGCAACCAGUGGUGGAGAGGCGCAGAGUAGUGCGACGCCGGGCCAGAUAGACCAGGCCGAACCUGCUACGCAAGAACCAAAGGUCAAGAAGAGUCGAACCAACACACCCUGGACACCGGCAGAGGAGCUCAGACUCAAGCACAUGAGAGAUGCAGGUAACAGCUGGAGCGAGAUCGCAAAGACCUUCCCACAGCGAACAGAAGGGAGUGUAAAGAAGCAUUGGUACAAAGAUAUGCACUACGCCGAGUUUGCAGAGGACGAAAGCGCAGCGUUACUUGCCGCGAUCAAGGAGUAUGAUGCCAACAAGUGGAAAGCCAUCGGCCAGAAGGUUGGCAAACCCGCAAAAGCCUGCGAGCAGUAUGCGAAGGAGCAUUUCGGAGGGAAAUAUUGA